This is a messenger RNA of Merops nubicus (carmine bee-eater), 3138 nucleotides long. RefSeq names its product Cbl proto-oncogene, E3 ubiquitin protein ligase (gene CBL). The record is from RefSeq and is a predicted model, not a curated record. Gene Ontology annotation, cellular component: plasma membrane; membrane raft. The transcript is spliced from 15 exons. Gene Ontology annotation, biological process: negative regulation of epidermal growth factor-activated receptor activity; cell surface receptor signaling pathway. NCBI's taxonomy places the organism in Eukaryota, Metazoa, Chordata, Aves, Coraciiformes, Meropidae. Gene Ontology annotation, molecular function: phosphotyrosine residue binding; calcium ion binding; ubiquitin protein ligase activity. The annotation marks the transcript as partial.
GUGGUACGUUUGUGUCAGAACCCAAAAUUGGCACUGAAGAACAGCCCCCCCUAUAUCCUAGAUCUGCUGCCUGAUACCUACCAGCAUCUCCGAACCAUCCUGUCGCGCUACGAGGGGAAGAUGGAGACCCUAGGGGAAAAUGAGUAUUUCCGUGUCUUCAUGGAGAACCUGAUGAAGAAAACAAAGCAGACCAUCAGCCUUUUCAAGGAAGGGAAGGAAAGGAUGUAUGAGGAGAACUCCCAGCCCAGGCGUAACCUGACAAAGUUAUCCCUGAUAUUCAGCCAUAUGCUGGCAGAACUCAAAGGUAUUUUCCCAAGUGGCCUGUUCCAGGGAGACACGUUCCGGAUCACCAAAGCAGAUGCUGCAGAAUUUUGGAGAAAGGCUUUUGGUGAAAAGACCAUCGUUCCUUGGAAGAGCUUCCGUCAGGCCUUGCAUGAAGUGCAUCCAAUCAGUUCAGGGCUGGAAGCCAUGGCCCUGAAGUCAACUAUUGACCUGACAUGCAAUGACUACAUUUCAGUAUUUGAGUUUGAUAUCUUCACACGGCUUUUUCAGCCAUGGUCCUCUUUGCUCAGGAACUGGAACAGCCUAGCAGUGACUCACCCUGGUUAUAUGGCAUUCCUAACCUAUGAUGAGGUGAAGGCCCGGCUUCAGAAAUUCAUUCACAAACCUGGCAGUUAUAUUUUUCGACUGAGCUGUACACGUCUGGGCCAGUGGGCCAUUGGCUAUGUCACUGCAGAUGGGAACAUUCUUCAGACAAUCCCCCACAACAAACCUCUUUUCCAAGCACUGAUUGAUGGCUUCAGGGAAGGCUUUUAUUUAUUUCCUGAUGGCCGGAAUCAGAAUCCUGACUUGACUGGCUUGUGUGAGCCCACACCUCAGGACCACAUUAAAGUUACACAGGAACAAUAUGAAUUGUACUGCGAGAUGGGCUCCACGUUUCAGCUGUGUAAAAUAUGUGCUGAAAACGACAAGGAUGUGAAGAUUGAGCCCUGUGGGCAUCUGAUGUGCACGUCCUGUCUCACUGCCUGGCAGGAAUCAGAAGGCCAGGGCUGCCCUUUCUGUCGCUGUGAGAUCAAAGGCACAGAGCCAAUUGUAGUGGACCCCUUCGACCCCAGAGGAGGAGGAGGGUUAUCCAGACAAGGGGCAGAAGGAACUCCCUCACCCAAUUAUGAUGAUGACGACGACGACAGAGCUGAUGAUUCCCUCUUCAUGAUGAAAGAACUCGCUGGUACCAAAGUUGAGCGUCCUCCUUCUCCCUUCUCAGUAGCUCCACAGGCCACCCUUCCUCCUGUGCCACCCCGACUGGACCUUCUGCAGCAGAGAGUGUCCAAUCCUCCUGGGGCUUCCAGUCCUGGCACCACUUCAAAGGCUGCACCUGGUGCUCUUCACAAGGACAAACCUUUGCCCAUCCCACCCACGCUGAGAGACCUCCCUCCACCCCCACCCCCGGACAGGCCCCAUCCCAUCGGGACUGAAGGUCGCCCUCAGAGACGUCCCCUGCCCUGCACCCCAGGAGAUUGUCCUGCCAGGGACAAGCCCCCCCCCGUGCCCUCCAACCGCCAGGCGGAUCUGUGGCCAUCCAGGCCGGUGCCCAAGGCCCCAGCUGUAGCUCUCAGCCCCGGGGACCCUUGGGCUGGGAGAGAACUGUCCAACAGGCACUCGCUUCCCUUUUCCUUGCCCUCUCAGAUGGACUCCAGGGCUGAGAGCCAUCUGCUUGGGAGCACGCUCAGCCUGGACAACCCAGUGAGCUUGAACAGCGGUCCACCGACAACCUCAGAGUGUGAACACCCCAAAAUUAAACCCUCUUCAUCUGCCAAUGCCAUCUACUCCUUAGCUGCCAGACCACUGCCUGUACCCAAACUGCCUCCUGGGGACCAGUCUGAAAGCGAUGAAGACACUGAGUACAUGUCACCAUCCUCUCUGCCUGUGGUGCCUCCAGGUCCUGCUGUACAAAAACCAGAGCUCAAAAUGCCUUUGGAAAUGACCCAGAGUUUACGAGUUUUAGACUGCGACCAGCAGACGGAUGGCUGCAUGUAUGAAGCAAUGUACAACAUUCACUCCCAAGUAGCAUCUUCUGCUUUUGAGUCUGUCAACACUUCUGAUGAAGGGGACCUGGCAGCAGCAGCAGCCACUGCCAGCAAUGGCCCUGAAGAGUCAGAAAAUGAAGAAGAUGGCUAUGAUGUCCCCAAACCACCACUCCCCGUUGCCAUUGCCCGUCGCACACUGUCUGAUAUCUCCAAUGCCACGCCUGCCUUCAGCAGAAUGUCCUUGGAAAAUGACCCUGUGACAGGUUUUUCAGAUGGCUCUCAAGUUCCAGAAAGGCCGCCGAAGCCGCUGCCACGGAGGAUCAAUUCCGAGCGGAAAGCAGGGAGCUGCCAAACAGGAGGAGCCAGCAGUGGGACCAGUGCCUCACUGCAGCUCUCCAGCGAGAUCGAGAACCUCAUGAGCCAAGGCUACUCAUAUCAGGACAUUCAGAAAGCACUGGUCAUUGCACAUAACAAUAUUGAAAUGGCCAAGAAUAUUCUCCGUGAGUUUGUUUCCAUUUCCUCCCCGGCGCACGUGGCCACAUAGCACAUUACCUCCACACCUACAGCUUCUGUGGACCAACUGCCUGGGCAGCCGUAAGCCCAGCUGCACACCAAAAGGGGAAGGGGGUUCCUUUAGAGACUUCGUGCUGAGGUCAGUCCUGCCUCUUCAGAGAAUCAGUUAUCAGGUUUCUGUGGUUCCAGAUUUCAAAGCGGUGGAAGGAAAACGGAGCAGAAUGGUGUUUUAUACAGUGUGUGUCUUGGAGUCCUUUACCCCUACCUCUUGUUUGAGAGAACAGAUUUAUUUCCAGGGCCUUGGUAGAGAAAGGUAUCACAACAAGGGAUCCCCGAGCUGAUGCCCUGGAGGCUGGGGGGAGUGUUUUGUGCUGUGAAUUCUAAGUGAAUGCUCUGAGAAGCAAAGUCUCGAGGUCGGUGUGGUGUGUCCUGUGGUUCAUGGUACUAGGUUUGGAUCUGUUCGCUGCUAUGUGUCUGGCUCAGGCUUUUUAGAGCAGCUCAGAGGCCACUUUCUGCUGGGAAUAAAGAGGAGACCUUGGAAGGAUCUUUUGAUUGCUUCCUGUUUGCCAUGGCAUUUCCCUCUUGCCUGUAAGAAUAG